This is a messenger RNA of Dermacentor andersoni, 1203 nucleotides long. RefSeq lists its product as uncharacterized. Gene Ontology annotation, molecular function: protein binding. The record is from RefSeq and is a predicted model, not a curated record. NCBI's taxonomy places the organism in Eukaryota, Metazoa, Arthropoda, Arachnida, Ixodida, Ixodidae.
UGUGGGUGGCAAUAGUAGUCUGCGUGUCACUGCAGCUAAGAAUUCCGUUUGAAGCUGAAGGCAUCUAUGAAGUCCGAGGCCACCCGCUGCCAGUAACAUCAGGCUAGUGGAAAAGCCAUGGGUUCGUCUCGUGCUUCAUACAAGUGCGUUCUGCUCUUUUGCGUCGCGGCAUUGGCUGCUGCCCAAUUGAACCCGUGCCCUGCGCCCGAGUCCCUAAGUCCGUGCGGCUGCGACUUCACCGGGAUAAACUGCAUGAAGGCCAGGAGUGCCGCAGAACUCGCGAAGGCGUUCAGCGGUAAGGAGAAGACUAUGCACAAAACUUUGUGGCUGCAGAAAGCGCCCGUCGUCAAGAUCGACAAUGGAACGUUCGGGGAGUACGUCUUCGGUAAAGUGUUCGUCGAAAUCUGCAACCUGACCUCCUUCGAGCUGUCGGCGCUGGCAAAGUCGGCCAAGCUUCUGUCGGAGUUGAGCCUAUAUGGGAACCAGCUGACUAGCAUCGAUUACAAAGGGAUUGCCAAUUUCGAGAAACUGCGCGUGUUGAACCUGGCCAAUAACAACCUGGGAAAUGUGCCCGCAUUCGCGUUCAAAAAUCCUUCACUGGAGACGCUGGUAAUGAACGAGAAUCCCAUCACCAGCAUCGGAGCGUUCGCCUUCAGAAACCUGCCCAAGUUGAAGAAUCUGCAGCUGCGAUCCAUUCGCGUGAAGAGGUUGGCCGCUUACUCGUUCGCUAUCCCCAGGCAUCAUCCGAACCUGCAGAUUUUGCUGAACGCUGGUCAACUGGAGAGCAUCGAGGAGAAGGCCUUCUAUAGAGUGGCGCCUCUUACAUUGCGUCUCACGCUGAACAAACUGCGAGAGUUCAGCCGCGCCGUUUUCCAGCCCCUGAUGGAAGCAAUGGCGUUGAAUGCGGAGCGCAACCAACAGUUAGGCAAGGCCAGGAUCAUCACCGCAGGAAACCGAUUCACCUGUCGCGGUUGCGGUUUCUCCUGGCUCACGACACUGCAAGGCCGGCCCGACAUGAUGCUCAUCCUCAUCGACUUCAGAUGCCCUGGUAGAGUGGCCGUGUGGAACGUGACCGACUCUCUCAUCGGCUGUCCUCGGGAUACACCGUGAACACACCGACGUCCCCAUGGAAAGAAGCCAGGGCGAAGGGCUUAGCGAAAGUGACGAAUAAAUGUUGACAAAGAAAGUCCAAUCCCGUUUCAA